Messenger RNA from Malus domestica (apple), 813 nucleotides. The record is from RefSeq and is a predicted model, not a curated record. NCBI's taxonomy places the organism in Eukaryota, Viridiplantae, Streptophyta, Magnoliopsida, Rosales, Rosaceae.
UUUACUUUACUCAGACGUGUGCGUGGGCUCAGAUUCCAAAGAAGUCUUUAUCUGAACCCACGCAUACCUAACCAUUUCAUACAAUUUACCGUAAAUUCUGUCCCUUUUUAUACAAUUUACUGUAAAAUUCCCCGUGUCUCUUUCUUACCUCGUUCGUUUAGGUAUAUAUAAACCUGUGCUAACAAUAUUAUUCAUCAGCCAAGAAGAGAUUCCGUAAGAGAAAAUAAAGUUUUGAGUCGUUUUAUUCACUUAAAUAUGUCUGUGGCUUCAGUCGGCGUGGGUGCCCUGAGAACGGCAUUUCAAAUGCUGUUUGAUGCGGUAAAAUCAGUGCAGGAGGAGACUACUAUGUUCAAGCACCUCCUCGGAGACAUCAAAUCCACACUGAACUCUCUGCAGCCACUCAUCCAAGAGAUUGAAAAAUAUAACUCGAAAGAGGGACUGGAAUAUUUUACAGUACAAAUGGAGAAGGGAGCAGAUCUUGUUCAAAAGUGCAGCAAAGUUGGCGUGUGGAAAAAAUGCAAAUACACCAAGAAGCUCCAUCAACUGGAAAAAUCUCUUCGAAGAGUGUUUGAUGAACUCAAACUGCAGGGCGUAAGGGAUGCGAGGGAGACGUUGGUUUCUCUCAGGAAUAUCGAGACGGCGUUCUCUCGAAUAGAAAAGAAUUUGGUGAUGAAAAGUAAUCAACCUGAAACGGUAAAUGUUCGUAUGCGGUGCCUGAACCCCCAUCCGUUACAGUCGGGUUGGAUUUGCCGUUGAGGGAGUUGAAGAUGAAGCUCCUUAAGGAUGAAAAGGUUUCGAUGCUUGUGCUUACAG